Messenger RNA from Heterotrigona itama, 2513 nucleotides. The record is from the annotation of a GenBank genome assembly. Lineage: Eukaryota; Metazoa; Arthropoda; Insecta; Hymenoptera; Apidae.
AAGACUGGAAGACUUAUGCAAAUGAAAUGCAUAAUGUGAUGUGAAUUAUGCAGAACUGUAAAGAUAUGUAUAAAUUAUAUUGACCGAUUUAAGAAAAAAUAUAGCAUUAUAAUGCGAACUCAGUUACAGAUACGUAAAAUUAUGGCCUGAAAAUUAAUAAAAACGUGUGUAAAUACACAUCCUUCAUGUAUUGUGCACGAUCAUAUUUAUUAUAUUGUAAUAGAUGCAAAAUAAAUAAAAAAUAAAAUAUCAAUAUUAGUCAUUUAUUUAUUUAUAUAAUAACGAUAUCUUUUCAACAAACUAAUUUGAAAUUAAAUUAAAAUCAAUGAAUCAGUUUUAUUUAAAAAGAGAAUAGUUGUAAGAUAAAGAUACAACUCUCUUUGAUAGUAUGAUUGUAAAAGAAUCAUAAAUAUAUUCACUGUCAUAAGAUAUCUUUCUCAAGGUAAUGUCACCUAUCUUAUGUAAUAUUCCAGUCAUAUUCCCAACACUUUAGGUAAAAUAGUAGAUUUUAUAAUCAUUUCUUUCUGAAAAUUCUAUAAUAAAAAAAAAUUUUCUUUUAUCACAAAAGAUAAGAAUUCUUAUCUUUUAUUUACACAAAGAAAUGAAAGUCUUAUGAAAUAGGAAUCAUGUGAAAUAUUCUAUUAUUAAUAUUCAUGUACAAGAAAGAAUUUAAUAAUUUUUAAUACAAAUAAUAGUAAUCAACUUAAUGACAAAUACUACUAAAUUACAGAAUGAAUAUAUUAAAAAGAACAUUAAAACAAAAAUUAAUAUUAAGUACAAUUAUUGGUGUAUGCAUUGGAAUUUUAUUAGGACUUAUUCUUAAAACUGUUACUCUUCAACCAUGGACCAAACGAAAUAUAAUGUAUUUAAGAUUUCCUGGAGAACUAUUCAUGAGGAUGGUAAAUUGUUUAAUAUUACCUCUUAUAACAUCUACUAUAAUAAGUGCUACUUGCGACUUGAAAAAAUCUGGUCAGAUUGGAAAAAUGGCAUUAUAUUAUUAUAUGACAACAACAUUACUUGGGAUAGUAUUAAGUGUUACACUAGUUCAAACAAUAAGACCUGGUGAUUUACUUAAAAAUAAAAAUAUUUUGACACAAAAUGCAACCAGAUAUUCAAUGACAAUGGAUACAAUUUUAGAUUUAUUUCGUACCAAUUGAUGAAUGGAAAAUAAGCCACACAAAUACUGCAGGAACAAAUGUACUAGGAUUAGUAUUCUUCAGUUUAAUUAUAGGAUUAGCAAUUGAAAAUAUAGGUGCAAAAGGAGAAUCUUUAAUAAAUUUUUUUAGAUCUUUAUCAGAUGCAAUGAUGAAAAUCAUGAGUUGGACAAUAAUGUUGGUACCAAUAAGUGCAUUAUUUCUUAUUUGUGCAAAAAUUCUUGAAGUGGAAGACUUUGACAGCGUAAUAAAAAGACUUGGGAUUUAUAUCUUAACUGUAUUCAGUGGUUUACUUAUACAAGGUUUCGUAUUACUUCCUCUAAUAUAUUUCAUAUGCACUCGUCAAUCUCCAUAUAGUAUUAUAGCUAAACUUGGACCAGCUUUUGUUACAGCAUUUGGUACAUCAUCAAGUACAGCUACAGUUCCAGUAACAAUAUCAUGCUUGGAAAGUAUUGGAAUACCUUUUAAAAUAUCUAGGUUUAUUGUACCAAUUGGUGCUACCAUAAAUAUGGAUGGUAUAGCUUUGUACGAAAGUAUCGGUGCAAUCUUUAUAAUUCAAUUACAUGGUAUAACCUGUACCGUAUCAUGUAUUGGUGCUGCCAGCUUACCCAGCGGUGGUUAUGUAAUGUUAAUAAUGGUAUUAAAUUCCGUGGGAGUUCCAAUAGAAGAUGUUUCAUUGAUUAUUGCUAUCGAUUGGUUUGUAGAUCGAUUUAGAACCACCUUAAACAUCAUAGCAGAUGCAUUAGGAGCUGGUAUAAUAAGUCAUUAUUAUAAAAAAGAUAAACAAACUUCUGUGCCAGAGGAAAUGGAAUUAUACACUUCCGCAUAAUAAAUUGAAAUUAUAAUUUAAUUUUUAGUAAAUCAAAAAUUGGCACAUUUGGAACGUAAAAAAUAACGUUAAAUUUUGUUGAGAAAAUACACUCGUUUAUAAAUAAAAUAAUGUUUGUUGCACUUUAUAUUUUGUAAAUUUUGAAUUUACAAUCAAAGUGGAAUAAACAUUAUUUUAUAAACGAGUGUAUUAACGAUAUUUUAAAUCACAGUUCAAAUCACUUUAAAUUUUAACGUAUUUAACAUAUUAAAUAGUGUCGAAAGAAAUUCAAAUUCUAUAAACAGUAAUGUAACUUUUUAAAAAUUACACUAUUUUAGUAACAUUGACAAUAAUAGAUUAUAACGGACUACACGAUCUUGUAAUGUAAAUAUUUUAUUACUAUCUCAUUUCCUUUUUUUAAUAUUUAAUUUAAUUUUAAGAACUUUAAUCUAAUAUUUAAUUUAAUCUUAAUUUUAAGAAUCGUUUUGUUCAAAAAUUACAUAUUGAAUUCAAUUGUAUUUUAUUGUACCUAACGACCCAAGAGAGUAAAU